AUGUAUUCGAGGGCGCUAGGAUUAACGGCCGGAUUACUGCUGCUGGUUGUGGCCGUUUGCUUCCCGGAAGGUGCUUUCGCGAACGUUCAGGCGGAGAUUAGAAUGCGCCGGAAUGCGCAGGAAUGUCCACGAUCCUGCGUACCGGUGACCGAUUGUCCGAUGUUUGCGCCACCAUUACCCGAAUGGACGCUAAAAACCAAGAUGCAAUUCAAAAAGCGAGUUUGCGAAAGGUUGGGAAACAAUCGGUAUACGGUGUGCUGCCCUAAGCAAGGACUGGAGCUGCUUGACCUGGAGAGCUGCGGGCCAAGCUCAAGCUACCGGAUUGCUAACGGGAAGAAAGCGAAGCUGUUCCAGUUUCCCUGGAUGGCGCUGUUGAAAAGUAAAAGUGGAGGCUUCUGCUGCAGUGGCACCUUGGUUAGUGAGCAAUAUGUGCUCACCGCGGCCCAUUGCAUCAAGGAUUGCGAGCCGACUAUGAUCCGGUUAGGCGAGUUCGAUUUGCGAAACACGACCGAUUGUGACUCGAAGGGUGAAGUGUGUGCUCCACCGCCACAGGACAUUCCUAUCGAGGAGGUUAUCAACCACCCGUACUACAGCAAUCGCCGGAAGGAGAACGAUAUCGGGUUGAUCCGGUUGUCCCGUAAGGCAACCAAAAACGACAACGUGGCGACAAUAUGCCUACCAGUGUCCCCAAUGAUGCGCACCACACAAUCGAAGUACGUCGUGGCUGGGUGGGGCAAGACCGAGUCAAUGGAGUCCUCCGACAUGCUGCUGUACUCCACGUUUAGCUUGACGCCGAAGGACGAAUGCCAAACGGCGCUGCGAGUGGAAGACGCCUACAUCAAGAUCAACGACAAUCAGUUAUGCGCCAUGGGUGACAACAGGUCCGACAACUGUCUCGGCGAUUCGGGUGGACCGCUGAAAACGUUCGGCAUUUCCGCGCGCAUGGUGCAGUACGGCGUGGUAUCGUACGGGUUGAAAACUUGCGGCAAACAGAUCGCACCGGGAGUGUACGCUAGGGUGGAGAGCUACAUCGACUGGAUACUGGGUGAGAUGACGGAAUGAACGACGCCUUUUGGAGUCAGUGAAGGUACUGAGACCUCAACGUUAAUCAGGGCGCUGGGCGGCACUACUCUUAGUAGUAGUCUACCUGAGUCGUAGUCCCCAGAGUCGUCGUAUCUCUCGUGAACUGUCGCAUAUAUGGUGUAGUUUAUCAUACGCUUAUCGAUGUGAUCGGUAAACGACGACGGUUGAUCGCAUGUGGUUCUGGCCUCACUUUAGGCAGACGCGUAGCGAUUGAAGCGUCUGAUAAGUAUGCAAGUAAGCAUGUCGAUGUGCUUGCCAUCGUAGAAUAACCUCUCAA
Messenger RNA from Anopheles nili, 1360 nucleotides. Its product is annotated as phenoloxidase-activating factor 3-like. Bases 1 to 1062 code for a protein of 353 amino acids. The record is from RefSeq and is a predicted model, not a curated record. Gene Ontology annotation, molecular function: serine-type endopeptidase activity. Gene Ontology annotation, biological process: proteolysis. The transcript is spliced from 4 exons. NCBI's taxonomy places the organism in Eukaryota, Metazoa, Arthropoda, Insecta, Diptera, Culicidae.